GUUCUUGCAGUAGAGAAACGCUGUUUCGUCUCCCGUUCAGACAAUCUACACUCGUUGUUAAAUUGCUUCCGAAGAAUUCAAGAUCGUCAAUUACAACAAGUUUUGGACCAAGAGAAUGAAAUGGCUUCCAAUGAAUCACAUGGUAUCAACGUAACGCAAGUAUGUGCUGAUAUAUUGUGUGAAUUCUUAGAGGUUGCUUUCCAUCUCAUCCUUUAUAUAAGAGAGCUAUAUCCACCGGGAAUAUUUGAACGACGUAAGAAGUACAAUGUGCCUGUGCAGAUGUCUUGUCAUCCUGAAGUGAACCAGUACAUCACAAAUGUGUUACAGAGUGUCAAACCUUUAAUAGUCAAGGAUGAACUUCAUCGAGUGGUCUUAGCUGUUCUUAACAGCAGUCACCAACCUGUGGAGAGAUUUGUAUUUGAAAUUGCACCAGUUAUUGCACGGUCACUCAGCAAUGAUAAUUAUUUACUGCGACUGGAACAGUCAUUGAGAGCUUUUUUACUUAAACUGAAUGUCUGUGAUGCUGUACUGGAAGAAAUCCCAUCAGAUUGUUCUUUCAUAAUUUUAGUUUACACCAAGGAGUCUUCAGUAUUAGAAAUAGAACAGACUCAGUUUAUACAGAAUUUCCCAUGGAUAGAGGCUGAUAAAAGUAACUAUACAAUGAAUGAUGUUAAGAUGGUUCCUUUGAAAGCUGUGUCAUCAGAUCUUAUUAAGAUGCAACUUUAUGCUGAAGAAAGCAAACAGAAAAUAUCCUGAUGUUAAAACAUCAAAAUGGUGGAUGAUAGAAUGUGAACAUACAUUUUGGACUAUAUAUCCUAUGAGAAUAAUGUGGACAAAUCAAUGAUUCAGAACAGAUGGGAAUUACUGUAUGCAUAAAUCAACUGUAGACAGUGCAGUAAAUGAUGAAGACAAUUUGAAUAUAAUAAUGAAAUUGAAUUCACUUUUCAAUAUUAUAUUUUUUUUUUUGUAUUAAACUGCAUAGAAAAUGUAAGAAUAGAUCCUUUGUUUAUCAGGAACACAUUUCAAUGGACUUGAUUACGGACAAUGCAUGACGCAAAUUUCACCCGGAAAUUCCACAGUGUGCUCUCGCAAUUACAGAUUUAGUCAUUUUUGCAAGUUUUGCCAUUUUUGUUGUCACGUGGUUAUUAUGUGAACAAUGAAUGUCUGGUUUAUGUGAACUUGCCCCUCUAUACUUAUGCUUUUGAAUUAUAUACGCUAAAGUACGGUUCUGAAUGAGACAACAGACAGAGAAUGCUUUAUUCAAAAACAUCAUCAAACCCUUCUCGCUACCUUAAGCUACUCUAAUGAUGAUUUAAAGAUUUUAAUGAAUCAGGAAUAGAUACAACAUUUUGUUCACCAUGUCUAUGGAGCAACUUUCAUGUAUUUUGAAAUAUGUGUACUGAGCAUUUAAUGAGUAUACCACAUGCCUCAAACAGUUGUCUCUGGUCUAUGCGUUGUAUAUGAAAUAUAGACUGUGAUAUUUAAAACGGGGGAGUCAUCACCUGUGCAUGUGUCAGAUGGUCAUAAUGUGUCAUUGUUUACAAAUAGCAUCUACCCAUGAGCCUUUGCAUUUUUAGCGUGUGUUGUUAUCUUCGCUUGGGACUCAAUUCCUGCGUAUGCGCAGGUGACACCCUCUUACUUUAAAAAAACUGCUUGCUAAUGUCUAUUCAUUUGUUAAUUUUACUUGUAAACACUGUUUUCAUUCAGAGUUUCAAAAUAAUAUGUAAGCUCUAUUUAAUUGAUUAAUUAGUUAAUUACAAAUUUACAUAAAUAAGUUUUUGAUAAGAUACAAGUGGUAUUGUCAAUAUUAUUAUUACUUGGGUUGUAAUGGUUGUAAUGAUGAUCAACUCAGAAAAAGAUUAUGAGUGUGUGAUGUGUUGACUCAGGAACACACCAAACAUCAAAGAAAACAGUAGCUUUCAAGUGUAACUUCUUGUUUAUUCCGCCAUUUUCAGUUACCCCAUGGCACUACUUUUUACAUAUCAAUACACUCAGGUGAUCAGAUGACAUAUAACACCAUUACAAAAGUAUGUAUUCUGAGGCAUACAAUAAACGUGUACAGUGUACAGAUUAUGACUACAGUUCAAAUUCACCACACAAUGUUACUAACAAUACUGUUUGCAGUACAUAGAUACUUUGGAUUUAUAAUUUUAAUUGAGCUUGAUGAUGAUUGCUAAUGCAGUUCAGAUCUAAUGUGCACAUACAAAAAACGAAUCCAUUUCGUGUCACGUUUGAUAUAAUUGCUUAGAAGUCAGUUUUGAAAGGAUGAAUACUUGUUAAAAAAAGUUUUUCAUAAGCAUUCUCUGCAUAUGGUCAUUUUGUCACAAUACUUUUAUAAUGUAGUUAAAAAAAUUGUUAUUUUUGUCUCAAAUUUUGCACAUGCAUUUUUUAAAUCUGUUUUAUUACCUCCACUGUCAUCAAAAAUGACUGAGUGAGUUCAUGUGUUGACUGGAGCUGUCAUCGUCUGUCUAUCGUCAAAUUUUUUCCAAGCGACUUCUUCUCCCAAACCAUAAACUCGAUCACCUGGCUAUUUAUCGCACAGCUACCUGGGGUGGUCCUCUGUCAGAUUUGUGCAUUUCAUGACAUCACAUCUAAUUCUCUAUUUUUUAGGGAAUAUUUUUAGUCAAAAAUGAAUGUUCUUGACAUGGACUAGACUCUGACUUUCUAAUUUCAUGAGACCAUAUGCAAGUGUUUUUUAUUGUAAAUAUUUCUUUGCUCAUUUUCGCAUAUUUUUGACUUGCCAAAAUGCCUGCCAGAUUGCUAUAAAAAUCUUGUCUUGACUGGCCAUAUCAUACUCCACAACGUCCAUAUUUUCAAACUGGUAAUAAUACAAUGACCAGUUUCUUUUAUAGUGCCAAACUUUAUCAACAUCUCUCCACCCAACAUUUCCAACUUUCCAACUUUGCCUUAGCACUAAUUGUUUCAGGCUUUAAUUGCCAACAUUCAGAAUGACUGUAAUUAUUCUUGACAAAGUCAGUUAAAAAUUACAGUAGUAGAGAUUUUUUCUCUCAUAGAAGUGAUUGUAUAAUCGAUGUACAAAA
This is a messenger RNA of Saccoglossus kowalevskii, 3041 nucleotides long. Its product is annotated as MAD2B-like protein. Lineage: Eukaryota; Metazoa; Hemichordata; Enteropneusta; Harrimaniidae. Gene Ontology annotation, cellular component: zeta DNA polymerase complex. The record is from RefSeq and is marked provisional.